Messenger RNA from Photinus pyralis (common eastern firefly), 1634 nucleotides. RefSeq lists its product as uncharacterized. NCBI's taxonomy places the organism in Eukaryota, Metazoa, Arthropoda, Insecta, Coleoptera, Lampyridae. Bases 263 to 1465 code for a protein of 400 amino acids. The transcript is spliced from 10 exons. The record is from RefSeq and is a predicted model, not a curated record.
UAUAUUAUUACUCACUGUGCAGUAGACACCCUUCUUUGUAAAUUUAGCAUAGGAAAGUUUGAAGCGUUUAUUGCCGGGGUUGUAGUUAAUUGCCUCAGAUUUUAAAGUGCCAAGUUUAACAGAGCGUGGCACUUAUUUAUCACCAAAAGAAACACCUUGAGGAUCCACAGUUUAUUACAUAACCCAACAUUUUGGUUUCACCUUCUUUUGUUUACAAACUUCGAAUGAACAAGACCUAAUUGUCUUUGCCGAUAGUUUAACAAUGUCCUUUGAGGACAGUUCUGCAAUAAUUAAAGUCGAAGUGAAGCAAGAGGAGGACAUCAAUUCAUCCAUUUCAAGAAACAUUUACGUAAGCAACAUAGUCACGGAAGCAAUAAAGGAAGACCAGGAGAUAACUGUAGAACGUCUUAAAUACGAAGAACAAUCGCGUAUUAUGCAGCCGUUUCAAAAGAAAGGCGCCUUAGUGUGGUGCAAAGACGGAGACUCGUGGUGGAGCGCUCUGCUGAUAAGUCAAGAUGGCCGUUCGAAGGCUUUGAAAGUUUUCAUUUUUGGCACUCAUACUAUUUCCCACGUUCCAGAAAAUGACGUUCAAGAUUUCGUCGAGCACUUUGAUGAACACGUUGCGGAAGGUCGGAGUAGGGGUUGCGUGUUUAAAGAAGGCGUUGUUGAAGCUCUCGUUGAACUUCAUCUUGGGCAGAAGAAUUUCACUCUGGACGACGUGAUUAAUUUAAAAUUAAACGACUUCCCAGCUCGCGCCUAUCGUAUUCCAAAAUGGGUUCAAGUGUAUCUAAAUGAUAAGAAAAUGAAGAAAGUUAGCAAAGGGCAAUAUUUAAAUGGAAGGUCAUUAAAAAGGGCCAUGUCCGAUUUCGAGCAGAGGGAGUUCAACAAAGGGAGCCUCGUUUGGGGAAAAUUUGGAAAAAGUUGGUGGGCCGCCGUUGUGCUAACCAGAAAUUCAUAUACCAAUAAGGACGAUAAAUAUAAAGUCAUGUGGCUGAAUGAUUUCACUACUUCUGUGAUUGAAUCAGACGAGGUACUCGACUUUGUCGACAAUUUUCAAACGAUUACCGAUCAGUAUAUGAAGCGAAUGUCCGAGACCUGGAGGCGCGGCACUAUUAACGCGUUAGGUGAACUCUACAAUAAGGAACGGAAAUUUACCCACGAAGAUCUUGAACGAUUUGUAAAGGAGGGACUUAAUAACCUUCCUGUUCGCAUUGAUCAUAUACCUACCUCUGUUCAAAACGCUCUGGAGAAGAAGCAUAAUAAUUUUAAGGCCCACAAAAAGACGUGUCCAAAGAAUUAUAAAGGUCUUAUUCGAAAACUCUUGUCAAAAGGUGAAACCCUGGUAGAUGUCCGUUUGUGUCUUGGAUGUUACGCGGAUGACGAACUGUGCCAUGAGCAUCCUCUAUUUGUUGGCGAUCUCUGUAAAAAAUGCUUUGUAAGUAUGCUAUAUUUUCAUUUCAUUUAGCAGGAUCUCGCCCCCGAUAUAGGUAACUUGCCCUUUGUUCAGAAAAUUCAAGCCUACAGUUGAGAAUCGAGGUUAGUCCCGGUAUUAGGUGUCGUGACUAACGCGCGGUUACCCCCGUGACGACGAAAUUGUUAGUACACACAUCAAACAAUUUGACAAUUUCCACAUA